AUGUAUCACAGUACUGUUAAAUCCAGAAUGCUGACCAUCAAGAGCAAUCCUCAUCGCAGUACUUUUAUACAUCACCGUGACAUUGCUUUAUUUACUACUGUAUGUGCCAAUGACCAUUGGAAAAGCCAUACGCUUGAUAAUUUGGGGGUGUUAUGGACGAUCAUCAUAUGUGCACGAAUGGUCAGAAGUUGUAUUAAGACUCUCCUGCGCCGAACGAGAAGACUGCGCACUAGACAAGAACGAAUGGCAGCAAUAAUGGCAAUUGUUAUUAUUGUGAGAUGUCAAUAUGAUGUACAUAUUUGUCAGAACAACGUCAAUGUUUUGGAACAUCACUCCACGGUAUGUAAGGUGAUGGAAGGAAGAGUAGCAUGCAUAUUUGUUUCGGAAACGUUGAAAAUCAAUACGUUCAAGCAAGAAGCUUGUUUACGUAUAACAGCGAACAGCUCGCUGAUAGCGAACGCGAAAAUAAGGUGGUUUGGACUCUAUCUAGAAUGUGAACGUGAGACCUUAUACUUCACUCGGCCAACUGCCAACUGUGAAGAUACGGCAAUAUGA
Messenger RNA from Strongylus vulgaris, 555 nucleotides. Lineage: Eukaryota; Metazoa; Nematoda; Chromadorea; Rhabditida; Strongylidae. The record is from the annotation of a GenBank genome assembly.